Arachis duranensis is the source of this 1242-nucleotide messenger RNA. Its product is annotated as disease resistance protein Roq1-like. Gene Ontology annotation, biological process: defense response. NCBI's taxonomy places the organism in Eukaryota, Viridiplantae, Streptophyta, Magnoliopsida, Fabales, Fabaceae. Bases 1 to 1005 code for a protein of 334 amino acids. The record is from RefSeq and is a predicted model, not a curated record. The transcript has 3 exons. Gene Ontology annotation, molecular function: ADP binding.
AUGGCUAAACAUGAGGAGAAGUUCAAGGACGACUUAUCCAAAAUCGUUGAAGUGGUGUCAAGGGAGAUUAAACGUGUUGCUUUGCCUGUUGCUGACUAUCUGACUGGACUAGAGUCUCAAGUUUCAGUAGUAAAGUCGCUUCUAUUUUCUGAUGGCUAUGAUGGAGUCCAAGUGGUAGGGAUUCAUGGAAAUGCUGGAUCAGGCAAAACAAAAGUAGCUUAUGCAAUUUAUCAUUUGAUUUCUAACGGUUUUGAAAGUAUAUGUUUUCUUGAAAAUGUGAGAGAAAAUUCAUAUAAGCAUGGUUUAGUGUAUCUUCAAAAUAUGCUUCUUUCUAAUGUAUUCGAAAGGAAGAAUCUCAAAGCAACAAGUUUUGAAAAAGGAAUUUCAACAAUAAAGCACUGGCUCCAACAAAAGAAGAUCCUUUUGAUUCUAGAUGAUGUUGACAAACCAGAGCAAUUACAAGCUCUUGCUGGAAAACCUGAUUGGUUUGGCCUUGGAACAAGAGUCAUUGUUACAACACGGGACAAAUGUUUACUAGAGAGCCAUGGGAUUAAAAGAAUAUAUGAGAUGGAGAAUUCAAAUUCGGAGUCAAAUAUCAAUGCAUCCCCUGGAAAGGACAAGAGAGAACAACUGGGUGAAAAAAGCACUUCCGGUGAUCAAGUCAAUGGUUCGUUAGAGCCUCUAGUUUCUGAAGAUAUUAGUCUUGAAAGGAGCAAACAGGCUUCUCUUAUUCAAGCGGAAUCAAAUACAGAAGUCAUAGGAUGUAAUGAAAAUGAAGCAGACAGUUAUCAUACUCAUUUCCCAGAAAGAAUUGAUAAUGGUAAAAAAGAAGUGCCAAAUGGAAACAGGGAAGUCGAUAUGGCUGAGAAGUGUUUCUCCGCUCAGUUAGAAUCUUUGGAGGAAAAGAAAAGAGAAUUUGAAGAGCAAAUUCGCAUAAUAAAAGCUGAGAUUGCAGGUUUUCAGAGCAGAGACACAGUUGCUAAAGAGAAAAAGAGAAGUGUUUGACAGUGGAAAAAUCCUGACAGUUGAAGAGGCUAAUUUGAGGAACCAUGUGCCAAGGUAAUAUUGAAGCAUAGUGGUAAUGUCUUAGAGAACAAGUCAUUGGAGAGCGUAGCAAUAUUCAGGUUCAUGUUAACCAAAAUAGGGUGGUUAUUAAAGUGUAUUUACAGAAGCAUAUGCUGUAUGAUAUAUAUGAUUGUUGAGUUUCAGUGACACUGGUCUAUUUUUCAUUUCUUAUUCACU